This is a messenger RNA of Gastrolobium bilobum, 1064 nucleotides long. Its product is annotated as vesicle-associated membrane protein 722-like. Gene Ontology annotation, biological process: vesicle-mediated transport. The record is from RefSeq and is a predicted model, not a curated record. The transcript has 5 exons. Gene Ontology annotation, cellular component: membrane. Lineage: Eukaryota; Viridiplantae; Streptophyta; Magnoliopsida; Fabales; Fabaceae. The coding region runs from base 163 to 888 and encodes 241 amino acids.
CUUUCUUUUUUCUCACUCUUUCUCUUUUUCUACUCUCUCCAGAAAAUAAAGGAAAGGAAAAGAAAAGAAAAAGAGAGUGUGGGUAAAUAGAGGACAGAACAAAAGCAGCAUCACCAGAAACCGUUGGUUGAUAGAUCUGGAAGUAGAAGAAGGAGAAGAAGAAUGGGGCAUAACCAGAACCAGAGAUCUCUGAUCUACGCGUUUGUUUCUCGGGGAAGCGUGAUUCUUGCGGAGUACACUGAAUUCAGUGGAAACUUCAAUUCAAUCGCGUUUCAGUGCCUCCAGAAACUUCCAACUUCCAACAACAAAUUCACUUACAACUGCGAUGGCCACACCUUCAAUUACCUCGUCGACAAUGGCUUCAGUUCAAAUGAAUGUGUCUUACUUUUUGGAUUUGGUGUUGUAUUUGUAGCGUAUUGCGUUGUUGCGGAUGAAUCGGUCGGAAGACAGGUUCCUGUGGCAUUUCUAGAGCGUGUUAAGGAUGAUUUUGUUUCGAGAUAUGGUGGUGGAAAGGCUGCUACAGCUCCCCCUAACAGUCUUAACAAGGAAUUUGGGUCCAAAUUGAAGGAGCAUAUGCAGUAUUGUGUUGAUCAUCCCGAAGAGAUAAGUAAGCUUGCCAAGGUGAAAGCUCAGGUUUCUGAAGUCAAAGGUGUUAUGAUGGAGAAUAUUGAAAAGGUUCUGGACAGGGGGGAAAAGAUAGAGCUUCUGGUUGACAAGACUGAGAACCUUCAUCACCAGGCACAAGACUUCAAGAAUUCGGGGACCAAAAUCCGUAGAAAAAUGUGGCUGCAAAACAUGAAGGUAAAGCUGAUUGUAUUGGCAAUUUUGAUUGCUCUGAUCUUAAUAAUAGUCCUCUCGGUCUGCCGUGGGUUCAAUUGUGGAAAAUAAGCACAUUGUCCGAAGCAUUUUAUCUUGUUAUUUCCUUCUUGUGAUUGUAUAUGAGGAAAAAUAUCAAAUGCAUGACAUGAUUUUGUAUGUAGUGAAGAUAUCAGAUCCCUUAUACUGUUCACUUUUGAGAUUUUACAAUUUGAUACAAGAAUGCUUUUGAAAAUAUAAAUUUGGUU